AUGGAGGCAUUUAUGAACGCCGGUGUGAUUCCAAUCCCAUCGAAAAUGGACGAAGAAAAGAAUUUACAUGCGGCAAUCAGUGCUAUAGCCAAUGAUCUAGCCCCGAGUUUUACCGAACUGGAAAGCGAAACUGAAAUAGAAGAUAAACGCCUAAUCAAUGCCCUACGUCAAAUGGCUCCGUAUCCAACACUUGUAGAACUACAAUCAACGAUUGUUAAACAAAACGCAAAUGAAGCUACAACGACGAUGGAACCUCCCUCGAUUGAACGAUUGCAACUAUUUCUUGCACAACGUACAACUACCAUCAAAGAAUUGAAGAAACUUCGAGCUAGUAUGUCUAAACAUAUUCGAAAUUGUAAGAUAUCGAAUACAUUUGGCAACUCUGCAUCUGUUGUCGGCGGUACUCUAUGUUUUUUCUUUCCGACUAUCGGCGUUCCCCUUGUACUUGCUGGCAGUGCUACAAGCCUUGGUACAGCUAUUGCUGGAAGUAUGAUUGAAAAACGUCUUCAAAAGAAAUACACUCACUUAUUGAACGAAGACUCAUUGGCGAUGCAAAUGUGCGAAACAAAUCUGAAAGAUAUCACUACCUGGCUGAUCACUGUUUAUUCAUUUGGACAAUCUGUGACACGAGCUGGAGUUGAUCUGUUCCAACUAGCUGACUCCAUUCAAGCAGCAUCGACACUCACCGCAUGGUCAGAAAUCAUCGCUCAACUACCAUCGUUAAGUAAUGCGCUGGCAACAGGAGCAAAAACUAUUAGCACAGUUAGCGGACAAAUUCUCGGCAUAUCAGUCAUUAUAUCUGUAGCUGAUCUAAUUCAUACAUGGAUAUCAAAAAAUGCAACAUUAGAAAGUAUUGAUAAAGACAUCGUAUUAUUGGAACAACAAUUAAACGAACUGAAACACAUCGCUGCAGUAUAUCCUGUCUAA
Molecule: messenger RNA, 927 nt
Organism: Adineta ricciae
Lineage: Eukaryota; Metazoa; Rotifera; Eurotatoria; Adinetida; Adinetidae
Source: the annotation of a GenBank genome assembly